AUGACCGAUCAAAAUGAUUUCCAAUCGACACAGUCGAGCAAGACACGAUCCAGCCAUGUUGCUACUGCUUCAAUGGAUGAGACCAGGGAAAGAAGCCGAGCGCUGAACCAGAAGCUAGAUUUCGCUCUUCUUCCUCUGCUGUCUCUCCUGUACCUCUUCAAUGGACUUGACAGGGGCAAUGUUGGCAAUGCCGAAACACAAGGAUUUACUACCGACAUAGGGGCAGAACCUGAUGACCUUAAUGAGGCGGUGUCCUUGUUCUUUGUUACCUUUGUUGUCCUCCAGCCUGUUUCUGCCGCCGCUGGCCGUUACAUUGGGGCACUUAUUGCUACACGUUUGCUCAUUGGAGCCUUUGAGGCGGGAUUUUAUCCCACAGCUGUGGCAUAUCUCUCAUUCUUCUACCCACGAUAUGAUUUCUGUGUCAGACUUGCCCUUUUUUAUGGACAAUACGCAAUUGCUGGCGCCUUCUCCGGCUCAAUAUCAUACGGAAUCUUCCACCUCCGUGGCGGCCGCCUCAAGAACUGGCAGUACCUAUUUCUAAUUGAAGGGGCGCUGACUUGCUUCUUUGCCAUCGUCGCCUGGCUAUGGCUACCUAAAGGCCCGGGUUCUGCCUGGUUCCUUCGACCAGAUGAACGAGAGCUUGCCGUCGAACGAAUGAAACAAGAUAAUGCCGAAUUUGUCGAGCACGAAUACAGUGAGGAUGGCAUAGAGAAAAAUCGGUUGAGCAAGAGGGACUUUAUCGAAACGCUCAAGGAUUGGAAGCUCUGGACUGUCCUGGUACUCAACGUCUGCGCCAGUGUUCCCAGCAGCGCCUUCUCGGUUUUUCUGCCCCUGGUUGUUCAGGGGUUGGGGUACGAGUCUAUUCUCGCAAACUUGAUGACGGUUCCUCCAUUUGUCUGCGGCGCUCUUGGCCUCUAUAUCUUUGCCCUGAGCUCUGAUCAUCACAAGGAGCGAGGUUAUCAUAUUCUGGGUGGUUUGCUACUCGGAAUUGUUGGCCUCGUCCUUACCGUCACGAUCUCCUCGAACACCGGGCAGUACAUAUCACUAUGCGUACUGCUCUCGGGCGUAUACAUUUCUGCUCCCCUGACUAUGGCCUGGCUCAGUGGCAACACACCAGAACCUGGCAAGCGGGCUCUUGUACUUGGCGUGAAUGGAUUCGGUAAUCUUGGAGGCGUGAUCGGUGCACAAUUAUAUCGACAGCGUUACAGGCCCGACUAUAAAUUUCCAUUCUACGUCACGCUCGGCUUUCUGGCCAUCGCGCUGGUCGGGUAUGUAUCAUACCGAUUCAUGCUUGCAGCAGUCAACAAGCGCAAGAGGGCGAUAUUAGACACGAUGACACCUGAAGAAAUCGAGAGCGAGAGACUCAAUGACCGCCGCUACGCAGACAAGAAGUUCACUUUCAUGUAUGGACUGUGA
Fusarium poae is the source of this 1416-nucleotide messenger RNA. RefSeq lists its product as uncharacterized. NCBI's taxonomy places the organism in Eukaryota, Fungi, Ascomycota, Sordariomycetes, Hypocreales, Nectriaceae. Gene Ontology annotation, cellular component: membrane. The record is from RefSeq and is a predicted model, not a curated record. Gene Ontology annotation, biological process: transmembrane transport. Bases 1 to 1416 code for a protein of 471 amino acids. Gene Ontology annotation, molecular function: transmembrane transporter activity. The transcript is spliced from 5 exons.